AAAAACUCUCCCACGGAGACAUUCACACAACUAUGUUAAACCCACCAACAAAAAUUUCAGAACAACCUCUCAUUCAGGUUUUCAUACCCAUAGGCCAUAGCUAUCAAUCAAUCAUCAAAUUCCUCCAAAUCCCAUAAAAAACCAUAACCCCCCAAUAACUCCUUAACACAAAAGAAAGCAAUUCUUUCACCAAUGGAUUACUCCUCUUAUGACUACAACCAAUACCAACAUCAACAACAACAAGAAGCUUCUUCCUAUGACCCAUCUCAAAUUCAACCAACCUAUGAUCACUCAUCCCAAUCCUACUAUUCCUACACUCACCAAUAUGACCAAAACUACCAAUAUUACCAAUCCCAUGAUUACAACAACAACAACACCACCACCACCAAUUCAUAUGCCCAACAGUCCCAAUCAGCAGAACCCACGAGUUCCAUUCACCCUCCAGGGGUCCCACCAGAUCAGACACCCCAUUUGCAGAACCAGCAGAAUGAGUAUUACCCACCACAAUCACAAUCACAAGGGUCUUUGGAGAAUCAGCAGCAGCUGAAUCCGGCCGCCGCCACAGCUGCCAUCGCCGCUUUAUCACAGUUCACCGGGAACCCUCCGAUUGGGCAAUCUCCAUAUAGAGGUGGAGGUAGAAGGGGUGGUAGGCCCUUCAGAGGGGGUGGUCGGGGCCAUUUUCGUGGUAGGGGACGUGGCCAGGGUGGUGGCAGGCACUUUCCACCACAUGGUGCUGCAAUAACUACAGCUACUGCAUCUGCACCAGUUGAAGGUGGAGCUGCUAUAAUGCCACCACCUUCAGCAUCAGUUUCUGGGCAGGCGCAAUUACCUGUAGCAGCACAAGUGCCUGGUGCUCCAUUCUGGCCACCUCCCCGAAUGGCAUGGUGUGAACUUUGUAGGGUUGACUGCAACACUCUGGAAAUCCUAGAGCAGCAUAAGAAUGGUAAGCGACAUAAAAAGAAUUUGCAAGUACAUGAGGAGUUGCAGAAACUCAACAAAGUCAUAACCGGACAGCAGAAUGUGCAAAUGCCCAAUUCUGAAUUGAAACAAGAAACUGUUCAGCAGGAAAAAGUUGAGGAAUUUGAAAACCAAACCCCUUCAGAAAAUCUAAACUCUGAAACUGUUUCUGAUGACAAUAUAAAGGAAACUGAGCAGCAGAAAGAGGCAGUAGGGAAUUCUGAAGUUUUAGCUGUUGAACCUGAGGGUAAGCCUCAGGAUCACUUUGCAGCUCGAGGUCGUGGAUUGAAGCGAAAGAUGAGAGGGGGCCGAGGGGGUAAGUAUAUGAGAACUUAUGAAGGAUCAAGAAGGCCGGUUGAGCCCCCCAAACCAAAACAGGUGGUUCCUUUAAUAUGCGAGUUGUGCAAUGUCAAGUGUGACUCACAGAUUGUUUUUAAUAGUCAUUUGACUGGUAAAAAGCACCAGGGAAAUCUAAAGCGGUUUCAUGGCCACCGUGCCUUGUAUGGAGAAGCAGGACUUCAAGCACUUUACCCACCUAACUUUAACGCUCCAUCAGAGCUUCAAGUAGUAUACCAACCUAACGUCAAUUCUCCAUCAACUUCCUUAACUCCUCAAGUUCAACCAGGUGUUAAUGACCCCCAAAUCCUUUUGGCCCAGCUGUUGAUGUCUUAUGUUCUCUCUCAAGCCCAAGCACCAGGAAUGAUUCCUGCAGCAGGCACAUUGGCUUCAGUGCCAAUACCAGCAGCAGCAGCAUCACAAUCAAUUCUUGAAACUGAGAAUCAACAAGGCUCAGAGAGUCAAGGGUCAAGAGAUGUACCUGAAGCUGGGACCCAAAAAGCUGGUAUGACCGAAGUCAAAGUUCAGCUGCAACAUGUCAUAACAGAGUCUGAAGCCCCAGCAACUGUUAGUACCGACACCAAAACCAAGGAUGGAAAUUCAGAGUCUGUAAAGGAGGCAAGUCUACCCUCAGAUAUCUCAGUCACGGCAACAUUAGAUAAUCCAACAGUGUUGGCUGAGCAAUUUGUAUCUGCAACAGUGACCAAUGGAGUUGCACCCAUUCCAGUUAGUGAAGCUGCCCCCUAGGAUAAAGUUGUGAUGUGGAAACCAAAAUGCAUAUGUAGGAGCAGAGUCCAAAAAUAUAGAAACACAACUAAUAAGAUAAUUUUCUUUUUGUCCCCCCAGAAAAAGAAGAAAAAGAAAUCCAACAGUAAUAAAGGAAUAUUUUCUUGAGGUUCGCACUGUGAUAUGUUAAAACUCCUGUCUUCUUAUUGUGAACAUCUGUAAAAUAAUCUCUGCUGAUUACAUUAUUUUCAGAAGUUUCCAUUAAUCUAUUUUUUGUUUAAAGUUCA
This is a messenger RNA of Quercus robur (English oak), 2306 nucleotides long. RefSeq lists its product as uncharacterized. The coding region runs from base 193 to 2040 and encodes 615 amino acids. The record is from RefSeq and is a predicted model, not a curated record. Gene Ontology annotation, molecular function: zinc ion binding; nucleic acid binding. NCBI's taxonomy places the organism in Eukaryota, Viridiplantae, Streptophyta, Magnoliopsida, Fagales, Fagaceae. The transcript has 2 exons.